Messenger RNA from Cajanus cajan (pigeon pea), 1812 nucleotides. NCBI's taxonomy places the organism in Eukaryota, Viridiplantae, Streptophyta, Magnoliopsida, Fabales, Fabaceae. The record is from RefSeq and is a predicted model, not a curated record.
AUGUUUUAUGAUGAGAGUGUUCUCCUAACAAUUGCAUCAGCCAUAGGGAAACCAGUAAAGGUGGAUCUGAAUACUCUAAACAUGACACGGGGCAGGUUUCCAAGGGUCUGUGUCGAGAUCAAUCUAAAUGAACCAGUCGUAGGAAGAUUUUUCCUCAAUGGUGUUUGGUAUAACGUGGAGUAUGAGGGCUUACAUCUGUUGUGUUCGUCGUGCGGCUGUUAUGGGCACGUUCUACGAAACUGUCCACAUAUAGCUCGGCCUGUGCCAACGACAAACGGCGUGGGAGAGAAGGAGGUUGUGGAACAGCCGUCAAGGGAAGCAAUGUGCAAUGCAGAUUACGUUGCUCAAUCAGGAGAGCAAUCCACUCUGCACGCAAGGGGGACAAUCACGCCAGAUCCGCAUGGGGAAUGGCUGAUCGUGAAACGGAAAAAUCGGAAACACAAUCUCGGGAAACCGUUGAGCAAGGGGCGAUCUUCCUCUCAUUAUGGGACUGCGGAAAAUAAGGAGAAGAUUCAGGCCCUUCCGAGUUACCCUACGCGAGGAAUCCACAUUGAGGCCGAAUCACGUGAGGUUUUUAAAAACCCACGUGCAGUGACAGGGACUCCAAGUGAACGUGAACAGGACCAUGCAAGAGUGAAUCAACGUGCAGUGAAAGUGAAUCCAAGUGAGUGUGAACAGGACCAUGCGCGAGUGAACCAACGUGCAGUGAAAGGGAACACGCGUGAAAGUGAACGUGAACGGGAACGUGAACGUGUUGAUAUAGGCCACGUGACGCCUGUGAAUCAAAACGAAAUGAGCUCCAGUAAAGAUACUAAAAAACGUAGCAGAGUGGAGGACAUUGGUGCCCGCCCACGGCCCACUCUAGAUGGCGGUCUCAUGUUAUCUGAUGGCAUACUUCAUAAGGGCCGCAGUUCGCAAGAGAGUCCUCCUCUUGGCAGCUCACGAGACGUGCACGAAGGACUCACUGGGAACCUGCAUAUGGGCUUGGCCUCCAGUGCACUACAAACCGGUUGCAAGACCCUUGUACUUCAUGAGUCAGAGGACAGUGGACAAGACAUAUUGGGGACGGAGGAUGUUAUGAAAUAUGACCAGCUGUUGGAAGAGGAGGCCAUGAUGAUACAGCAGGUUUGGGCUCAUCUUCGGGAGUUGGGGGGACAGAUUACGCUUCCAUGGCUAGUGCUUGGGGACUUCAAUGAAAUUAUGUUGUCAACGGAGUAUCGUGGGGGUCGUUUCUCGAUGGCACGGGCAUCACAGUUUCUAGAGGUUUUGAAUGAUUGCAAUCUUCUCGAUAUGGAGGCUAAGGGCCUUCGCUUUACGUGGUAUCGAAAUCAACGAGGGGUUGUGCUGGCAAAGCGGUUAGACCGUGUGGUGUGCAAUGUCGCGUGGCAAGCAAUGUUUCCGGAAGCAUAUGUUGAGAAUCUGUGCCGGGUCUAUUCUGAUCAUUGCCCACUUUUACUACGGCGUGACGGCUCAAGAGACAAGUCUCCGGAUCGACCCUUUCGGUUCCAAGCUGCAUGGGCCACCCAUAAAGAUUUUGAGCGAAUUGUUAGGGAGGCGUGGUGUCGUAGCACGCCGACCCUUGUUAAUGGGCUACAAGUAGUUCGAGUGGAUGCCAUCAAGUUUAACAAAGAGGUGUUUGGGAAUAUCCUUACGAGGAAGAAGGCUCUCCAACGUCGUCUUAAAGGGGUACAACUACAACUAGAGAGAGGGGAUUCAGAGAGCCUGUCGCGCUUGGAGAAAGCUAUACAAAUGGAGUUGGACGAAACUUGUCUUCAGGAGGAGUAUCUAUGGUUUCAGAAAUCUAGAGAGUAG